Nematolebias whitei (Rio pearlfish) is the source of this 1968-nucleotide messenger RNA. It is a transcript of the gene sgk3, whose product is annotated as serum/glucocorticoid regulated kinase family member 3. The record is from RefSeq and is a predicted model, not a curated record. Gene Ontology annotation, biological process: protein phosphorylation. The transcript is spliced from 17 exons. The coding region runs from base 325 to 1791 and encodes 488 amino acids. Lineage: Eukaryota; Metazoa; Chordata; Actinopteri; Cyprinodontiformes; Rivulidae. Gene Ontology annotation, molecular function: ATP binding; protein serine/threonine kinase activity; phosphatidylinositol binding.
CGUGGCGGCGCGGUCGCGUGACGAAUUUCAUUGGAACUUUUUCAACGGGCAGGAAGGGAAGUCUCACUUUCCUGCGUCUCUCGUUUUCUCUGACGUUUCACGAGCAACGACCAAGUUGAACUUUUUUGUUUAAGAGCCACUUUCAACGAAUAAACGAAAGUUAUCGAACAAAACGCUUCCAGUGGACUUAAGAAAAUAGACGGGCAGCAUCAAACGCAUUCGAAAGCAGCGACGGAGCAUGAGGAUUGACUGUACACUUGAAGCCUUCUCCUGGAUCACUCAUUACUGUAAGACUCUGAGCAUCGAAGGCCGACAGAUCUCAAGAUGGAGGAGGAACCCAGCCUCCCCAAUGUCAGCAUACCCAGCCAUGACGAGCAGAGGGACAAGAAGAAGCGUUACACGGUUUACAAGGUGAUAGUGUCUGUUGGGCCACAGGAAUGGUUCGUUUUAAGACGAUAUGCCGAGUUUGAUAAACUCUACAACACACUAAGAAAACAGUUUCCAUCUAUGAAUUUGAAAAUCCCUCCAAAGAGAAUAUUCGGGGACAAUUUUGACCCAGACUUUCUCAGGCAAAGAAGAGCUGGUUUACACGAGUUCAUUAAGCGGAUUGUCUCACAUCCUAAGGUUUGCAACCACCCAGAUGUAAAAAGUUUUCUUCUAAUGGACCGAAGGAAACUUUCAGAUCCCUCUGAGGAUGAAGACGAUAAAAACGGCUCUAGCUCAAGAAACAUUAACCUGGGUCCCUCUGGAAAUCCACAGGCCAAGCCUACAGACUUUGACUUUUUAAAAGUUAUAGGAAAAGGGAGUUUUGGGAAGGUUUUCCUUGCAAAACAUAAACACGACGGAAAGUGUUAUGCGGUCAAGGUUUUACAGAAAAAGUUCAUCGUCAACAGAAAAGAGCAAAAACACAUAAUGGCAGAGCGCAAUGUGCUGCUGAAGAAUGUGAAACACCCCUUUCUGGUUGGGCUCCAUUAUUCCUUCCAGACCGCAGACAAGUUGUACUUCGUCUUGGAUUUCAUCAAUGGAGGAGAACUUUUCUUUCAUCUUCAAAAAGAGCGGACCUUUCCAGAGCCCAGAGCAAAGUUUUACAUCGCUGAGAUGGCGAGUGCGCUGGGAUAUCUGCAUUCUUUAAACAUUGUUUACAGAGACUUGAAACCAGAAAAUAUUCUGCUUGACCAUGAGGGACAUGUUGUCCUGACGGACUUUGGAUUGUGCAAGGAAGGCAUUUCCCCGUCAGAUACCACCACUACGUUUUGUGGAACCCCUGAGUACUUGGCUCCAGAGGUGCUGAGGAAGCAGGCUUAUGAUAACACCGUGGACUGGUGGUGUCUGGGGUCAGUGCUGUAUGAAAUGCUCUUCGGUUUGCCGCCGUUUUAUAGCAGGGACACGCAUGAGAUGUAUGACAAUAUUCUCCACAAACCUCUGGCGAAGCGUCCCGGUGCGUCCAGCACAGCCUGGUCUCUCCUUCAGGGCUUAUUGGAAAAGGACAGCAUAAAAAGACUGGGUUCUCAUGAUGACUUUACCGAGAUUAGAGCACACAGCUUCUUCUCUUCCAUCAUCUGGAAUGAUCUCGAAGAAAAGAAGAUCCCUCCUCCGUUUAAACCCAACGUGGCUUCUUCCAGUGAUAUCUCAAACUUUGAUCCUGAAUUCACAGAGGAGGUGGUUCCCAACUCCAUCUGCUGGACUCAAGAGCGUUCUAUUGUCACUGCCAGUGUUAUGGAGGCCGAUGAUGCCUUUGUGGGUUUCUCUUACGCCCCUCCUUCUGAUGACUCUUUCCUAUAUUCUUCAUGAGGUCUUCAGUUGCCUUAACCGUUGUAACAUUUUUUCACUAAAGGGAAAAGUUUGUACAAUGAAAUGUUUCAUGUUCUGUGAUGCCAAAGCACCCAGCGGAGAAUAACCUGCACUUAAAACAGAUUUUCAUUGAAAGAAAAUCUUUGUAUUUUACCUAUUUGUAUUUAUAUAAAUAUC